AUGCCAAAAAACAGGUACCUCAAAAUAAAAAGUAUGCUGCACUUCAAUGACAACAGCAAGGUUCAAGAGAAUAAAGACGAUAGAGGGUUCAAAGUGCGCCCUCUAAUAGUCGCUCUGAAUAAGAAUUUCAGAAGAUGGGGCAUAUUUGACAAACACCUUGCAGUCGAUGAAAUGAUAGUCAAAUAUUAUGGUCACCACGGAUUGAAGCAGUUUAUCAGAGGGAAGCCGAUCCGUUUUGGAUACAAAUUUUGGGCACUGUGUGGGUCAAGUGGCUAUUGUUUCCACUUCAAUUUAUACUGUGGUAAGGAAGUAGCUCAGAAUGAGAGAGAUUAUUUUGCAUUAGGGUCCCGCGUUGUUCUAAAUAUGUUGGACCCUGUCCAAGAGCCCGCAAGUCACUGGGUGUUUUUCGACAAUCUCUUUACCAGCAGAGAUUUGCUUAUUCAUUUGAGAGAUGUUGGUUUUAGAGCUUCUGGUACACUGAGGCAGAACCGCCUGUGCAAAUGCCCUUUGAAAGAUUCCAAGGAAUUGUCUAAGGAGCCCAGGGGCACUUUUGAUUCUGCGUUUGAUUUAGAAGGAGAAGUUCUGUUCAUGAAGUGGAACGACAACAACUGUGUCGCUAUUGGGACAAAUUUUGACACUGUUUAUCUCCUAAGUCAUGCAUCACGUUGGAGCAGGACGUCAAGGCAGAAGGUUUCUGUUCCACAACCAAAUGCCAUCAAAUCAUACAACAAGUACAUGGGUGGAGUUGACCACAAUGAUUGGUUAGUGGGAAAGUACGUGGUGUCCAUUCGUGGUAAAAAGUGGUAUUGGUGUUUAUUCACAAGAAUGCUUGACAUGGCAAUUGUAAAUGCCUGGAUUGUGUACAGGAAGGUUUCUCAUUCUAGCAUGGACCUCCUUGAAUUCAGAAGAAAUGUUGCCAUUGCUUAUUUGAAAAGAAAAACUUCAAAGCAAGGGAGAGCAGCCAACACAUCCUCUUCAACAUCCAUCCCAGACAUUAGAUACGAUGGAAAAGAUCACUUUGUAUCAAGACGAGACAAACAAAGGAGAUACCAGGGAGAAAACUGCAAUGCAAAACCUCUCACCUUUUGUAAAAAAUGUGAAGUAACUUUGUGCAAGAACUGUUUCACCACUUAUCACACCAAGAAAUGA
This is a messenger RNA of Polypterus senegalus (gray bichir), 1149 nucleotides long. Its product is annotated as piggyBac transposable element-derived protein 3-like. The transcript has a single exon. The record is from RefSeq and is a predicted model, not a curated record. Bases 1 to 1149 code for a protein of 382 amino acids. Lineage: Eukaryota; Metazoa; Chordata; Cladistia; Polypteriformes; Polypteridae.